Messenger RNA from Fragaria vesca subsp. vesca, 1208 nucleotides. RefSeq names its product mediator-associated protein 2-like. The transcript is spliced from 5 exons. The record is from RefSeq and is a predicted model, not a curated record. The coding region runs from base 186 to 860 and encodes 224 amino acids. NCBI's taxonomy places the organism in Eukaryota, Viridiplantae, Streptophyta, Magnoliopsida, Rosales, Rosaceae.
UGAUUUGGAAAAAGCAUGAAUCGGGGUUUAGCAAAUUCCUAAUUCUUAGACCGCAGCCGCGUAGGGUGGGUGACAACAGAGAGAGAACACAGAGUGGUGCAGCUAGCAAAGCAACAAGGGUGUUGUUUCCAAACACAACAGAGAUAGUGUUUUGUUUGGAAGUGGGAAAAAGAGAAGAGGCAGUGAUGGAUGAGGAACAAGGCUAUAAGCCUCCGGCAGAUUUUGAAGAAAAUGCUAAAGACCCAUUGCUUGAUAUCAACGUCGACGAUUCUACUGAGCUUUGGCUCAUUCAGUGGCCUAAAAAUCAAAAUCCAGAUUAUGAUGGCAAAGAGUUGUCACUUAAGCUGCAUGGGAAUGGAAAGUUGAGCACUUUUGAAGGCGCAUCUGGGAAAGAAUAUGACCUUGUCAGUUCUUCAAUUCAAGAAUCAAAUGCAACAGUUUUUGUAUCUUCUGCCUCAGGCACCAAAAUUGCUGGGAAGAUUUCACGGCGAGUUUCUCUGGUGCAUUACCCCGAGCCUAGUGAGCUUAAAGAGCGUCAAGAGCUUCAAAUGGCAAAAUCCCGAAAAAAGAGUCAGAUAUCAUCCUCAAUGGCAUUUACCCAUUCUUCCCAGAAAACUCCUUCACGCAGUACAAGAACUACAACUACUGCAACUCCUACUCAAAGUACAUUUCAGAGAAGUUCACGACCAAUAAAUGGAGAAGCUGGGGAGUCGUCACAUCUCCAAAACAAAAAGCAAAGGCAUACUUCCCCAGGUCGAACUCACAGUGGUGUUACUUCAUCAGGACAGGGUCGUAGCACAACUACUACUUCUUCAGGAGAAAUGUCAUCAAAGAAACAUAAGGAAAAACAUAAAAGAUGAGAAUUGACAUCUCUUAGGUUUUCCUCAGAAUGCAUAGCAUGAAUUUGGAUGGCGGAUGAAGUAAUCAGUCCUCUAUGUAGCUCCUAAGGUUUUGCUAGUCACUUCAAGCAAUGCCACCAAGUGCCAUAAUUUUUUGCCGAUUGAUGAAAAAACACAGUAUGAAUUCCUUGAAGUAAGUUUCAUUUUUUGUUUUUUGGUCAAAGCCACUUCAGAAUUACCUAGUGAUUAGCUCGCACGCAGAAGGUGUGAGAUUGUUGUGAUGCUCAUUGCAUUAUUGCUUUCGUGUAUUCAGGGAUCAGUUAGUGAUUUGGGUUUUCUUGUUUAAUACACAACUGGUUUUAUUUGGCG